Molecule: messenger RNA, 996 nt
Organism: Ipomoea triloba (trilobed morning glory)
Lineage: Eukaryota; Viridiplantae; Streptophyta; Magnoliopsida; Solanales; Convolvulaceae
Product: dehydration-responsive element-binding protein 1E-like
Exons: 1
Coding region: 47-835 (262 amino acids)
Biological process (GO): regulation of DNA-templated transcription
Molecular function (GO): DNA-binding transcription factor activity; DNA binding
Source: RefSeq, a predicted model, not a curated record
CGACAAAUACUAAGAAUUCGUGAGGUUUAACGUUUUCGGCUCAGAAAUGGAUUACUCGACUUCGAAUUCCGACCCGAAUUGGAGCAGCGGCUACGGGUUUCCGCAGGGGGAGGGGUGGAGCGGAGGCGCGGCGUCGCAUUCGGACCCGAAUUGUUGGGGCGGCGGCUACGGGUUUCCGCAGGGGGAGGGGUGGAGCGGCGGCAGGGCGUCGCAUUCGGACGAGGAGGUGAUUCUGGCGGCGAGCCGGCCGAAGAAGCGGGCGGGGAGGAAGAAGUUUAAGGAGACACGGCACCCGGUUUACCGGGGGGUGCGGCGGAGGAAUAACAACAAGUGGGUCUGCGAGAUAAGGGAACCGACGAAACAGAAACGGAUAUGGCUGGGGACUUAUCCCACCCCGGAAAUGGCCGCCAGGGCUCACGACGUGGCGGCAUUGGCUCUCCGAGGCCAGUUCGCCGCCACCCUCAACUUCGCCGACUCCGUCUGGCGCCUCCCCGUGCCCGCCUCCGUCGAUGCUAAGGACCUCCGCAAGGCCGCCGUCGAAGCCGCCGAGGCCUUCCGCCCUAAAGAAUGCGAGGAAGAAAUCGUCAUCACUACACCCACGUCCGUGGAAGCGCCGCCGCCGCCGCCUCCUGCUGACGACCCGUGGAAUGUAUUGGCGUCGCCGCCGAUCAUGGAACACGAUGACCUCUUCACCGGAAUGCAGGGAGGGUUUCUUGGAAGCAUGGCGGACGGAAACUUGCUGUCGCCAGCUCCGUCGUUGGGAAAAAGUUUCAGUUGGGACGAAGUUGAAGUGGAGAGUGACGUGGAAGUUUCACUAUGGAGUUAUUCUAUUUAAUUUAAUAAUAUAUAUAUAUAUAUAUCUAUAGAUAGUACAUAACUACAUAGGAGUACCUUAAUUAGAAAUAAUUUGUACUAUAUUUGUGCUUAGCGCAAAAGUGUGUGUGUUUGAUUACCAUUUUUGAAAUAAACUUUUUAUCUAACAAACAUUUUUCAAUA